GAUCUAGCCACCCAAAGCUAUAGAUACAGCUGGCUACCUCGCCGUACUUCAGUCUGCCGCAUCCAGUCCAAGAUGAACGUAUACCUGGUAGUCCUGACUGUUGGGGUGAGCGCCGCCCUACUCCUCAUGUCCCUUCCCCGAGUGGAGGGAUUAAGGUGUGUCGGAUGCAGUUCGGUGAGGGUCAGAUGUAAGCCCCUCCCCAGUUCCUGCCAAGCUACUCGAGCGCCAUGUGGGUGCUGCAACAUCUGUGCAGGGAAAGCUGGUCAGCAGUGCUCCUUUUUUAAACCGUGCGAGCAAGGACUGGUCUGCAAGUCAAAAAAACGGUAUUGGUGGUUUGGAAAAAGCAUUUGCCAAACGCCAAUGAAGGGCUAGGCCUGGAGCUCCGGCCGCAAUUGUCCACCUCUCCGUACAUACGGGAGCUGCACGAAGAAUAAAUAAGUUCUUUACCGCAAAA
Haliotis rubra (blacklip abalone) is the source of this 454-nucleotide messenger RNA. Its product is annotated as perlustrin-like protein. The record is from RefSeq and is a predicted model, not a curated record. Gene Ontology annotation, cellular component: extracellular region. Lineage: Eukaryota; Metazoa; Mollusca; Gastropoda; Lepetellida; Haliotidae. The transcript is spliced from 3 exons. The coding region runs from base 73 to 372 and encodes 99 amino acids.